AUGACUACAGAGAUCACUUAUGCUGAAGUGAAGUUCAAAAAUGAAUCCAAGUCUUCAGACCCUAAAUUAGAGGUUCCAGACCCUUUAUCAAAGGUUCCUGAAGCUCCUCUCACAGAAAAGACCAGCCCUCUCAAUAGUAACCCUCUCAAAAGUAACUCUGGUAUUAUCAAGCUACUUGUUGCCACUUUGCUGAUAUUUAUGCUAUUGACGAUAUCAUUUUUUACUGCUUUUAUCGUUCUUUCUCAAGAGCUUUCUAAGCUUCAAGAGAGUUCAAGAAAAAUGAAUGGAGAGCUUACUAGAGUGUACACGUGCUUGCUUUCUUACAUUGUCCAUUUUACCGUUGGGGACUCAGUCCCUUGCUUGCUGUGCCCUAAUUUCAUUACCCAGAACUUGACUCCAGAAUCUCAUUACUACAUCGGGCUGACUAAAACACGCAUUCUGCAUCAGAGAAGACACUGGCAGUGGGUUGACCAGACACCAUACCAGGAAAGUGCCGCGUUCUGGCACAAAGGUGAACCCAGUAGUCACUCUGAGAAGUGUGUUGUUCUAAAGUUUCAUCCAGACACAAAAAUAUGGGGCUGGAGUGAUGUUCAGUGUCAUUUACCUCACAGGUCAAUUUGUAAGAUGUGAAAGAUCUACCUCUCAGAGAACCGUCUCCAUGAGCAUGGGGUGCUAAU
Condylura cristata (star-nosed mole) is the source of this 677-nucleotide messenger RNA. Its product is annotated as C-type lectin domain family 4 member A-like. The transcript is spliced from 6 exons. Lineage: Eukaryota; Metazoa; Chordata; Mammalia; Eulipotyphla; Talpidae. The record is from RefSeq and is a predicted model, not a curated record. Bases 1 to 630 code for a protein of 209 amino acids.